Thermothielavioides terrestris NRRL 8126 is the source of this 2551-nucleotide messenger RNA. RefSeq lists its product as uncharacterized. Gene Ontology annotation, biological process: regulation of DNA-templated transcription; DNA-templated transcription. Bases 426 to 1883 code for a protein of 485 amino acids. NCBI's taxonomy places the organism in Eukaryota, Fungi, Ascomycota, Sordariomycetes, Sordariales, Chaetomiaceae. The record is from RefSeq and is a predicted model, not a curated record. Gene Ontology annotation, molecular function: zinc ion binding; DNA binding; DNA-binding transcription factor activity, RNA polymerase II-specific. Gene Ontology annotation, cellular component: nucleus. The transcript is spliced from 5 exons.
GACGCCGUUAGGCGCGCCAGCCAAUCAAAGACGAGCUGGCAGGGUAGCUGUUCUGAGGGCUGUGGCUGAGGCCAAGGCGGCUGCACAGCUCACUGGCCGGUUUCCCGCCAGCGGUGCCAACACCAUGGGCUCCCGUCCGGCUUCUGCUGCUCCCGACUGCGGCUUUCGGGGCGCUGUACCCCCCCGGCUGCAUCAUCCUCACUCGCGCAUGCGCAUGCAGAGGAACGAAACCCUCUAUGGCAUGGGCUCAUGGGCCCUCGACAGCAAGGACCGCGCAAGGGGUUCCCUCCUUUCGUUGCUCGUCUGCAUUUAUUUACCAUGUCGAUGAUUCUCCGGUUCAGCAUGGGGAUCAAUCCCACCGUCGGCCGAUGUUCCGUGUCUUGGUCUAAGUGCGGCGUUGGCUGAUGCCCGCUCAACCGCCCAACAUGUCGGCCACAUCCUCGUCCCCGGCCGCGUCCCCGGUGUCGCGCGUUGCGAAGCCGCGUCCGAAGAACUGCAUGGAAUGCAAGAAGAUGAAGAGAAAAUGUGACAAGGGAUUCCCUUGCAGCGAAUGCGCAAAAACAAAUCGGACAUGCGAAUACAAGGACCCGGCGGAAGAUGGCUUGUUCGGACCCAUCAACUCCGCUAAGGACAUCCAUUCUCUGGCAUUCGGGACCCUCCUAGACAUCCUCAUCACGAGGCCCCGAGUCAUGGAAGCCGUCGACCAGUACUUUGCCGGCGUCAAUUCCUGGUUCACCAUCGUCGAAAGGGCCAGUUUCGAGGAGCGACUCGAGGCUGCAUGGGCCAAACUCCCCGCAGAAGACAGCAUCCUGGCGCUCUGCAUGGCUCUCAUUGCUCGUCCGCCGAACCAGAGGCCGAGCAAGAUCGGGGACACCGUAUAUCUCUCCACCAAAGCGAUCCUGAGUCUGGUCCAGUGCAAGGUUCCCAUGUCGGUCCCGUUGUUGCAGGCCGAGCUUCUCGUCGCCUUGUACGAGUUUUCCCAGUCGAUGCCCCAGCAGGCUUAUUUGACCCUUGGGCGUUGUCUCCAGAUGACCAAAGCGUUUGGAUGGCACAACGUGGAAUUCUGGUCCGACGAUCGGAAAGCCGCCAUGCCGAGGGAGCUGAAGCUCUGCUCCAUCCUCUGGUGGGCGAUCGUCUACGUCGACUGCCUUCUGCAUGUCGGAUACCAGGACCAAGUGUUCCCCAUGCACACAUCAGGUCUUGCCCAAGUCUCCGUGAUUCCCUUGCCGGAGGCCUUCGACCAGCAUUUCCCCGGCAGCGCCCCGUUUCACGGCCCAGGGUUUCGCGACGCAAACAGUGACCGAAUCGAGGGCAUGGUCCUCCCCGAAGCCACCUCUGCUUGGUACCUUAGCCGUGUGUUGCAGCAACUGUCCGACCCCGCGCUGCCGGGCAACAUCGAUCCCGAGGUGCUCUCCAACCUGAUCCUGCAGCACGCCAGAGACGUCGAUUCGGCCAAGUGGAGGGCCGGUGACCGGAAUGCAGCGUUUGGCGCUGACCUCAUAUCUCUCAUGAAGCUCAACCAGCCCGGUCUCUUCAGUGGAAUUGACCCGAUGUCGACUUCGGAUCCCAGCCAUGUCCAGGCCGUGCAGAGGAUUCGGAUAUUCACCGACGUCAUCCACGGCCAAGCCGGUAAACUCGUCGAGCAGCAAGAGAGGCUCCGCAAGGGUAGCAUCGCUCCUUGCGCGGCAUUCGCCAUGUCCUAUGCCGCUCUGCUGCUCAUCUCCCACGGCGACGGUGUCCUUCAAGACGAUCAGUGGCUCAUGAAAGUCGAAAACCUGAGGAGCACGCUGGAGCAGGUCUCCAAGAGGUGGAAGGUUGCCGAAUGGUACUGCGAAUCGGUCAAAGUCGCCCUCGACAACCGGCUCACCGGCUAUGCCCCGUAGUUUGGAAGGACCUCCAAAACCGGCAAAGCAACACUCAACAGCAGGCUAUAUCAAAAAUCAAACAUGGGAAAGCAGGCCGACUCACGUAGCCUGCUUCCUUAGGCAUGACGGGAUUGUUGGUUUGGCGUCAUGGGGCUUGCUGGAUUGAGAUACCCCAUCGGUUUUGUUUCAUGUUUCUGCGGGGAUUAGAUCGGGUGCUUGAUCGGAGGCUUCUGCUAUGAUACCUUGCGAGUUUGGGCUAUGAGCUUGAUCCUAGAUCCAGUGGAUUGACGGAUCGAAGGAGUCUAGGUUGGGAGGGGAGAGGAAUCGGUUGGUUGCUCACCUCAGCGUGGCCGGAUCCAUCGUGCCUGUUCCCUUCUCCUGUCUUUUCGUUGCUCAUCCUCACAUCUUGUUUGUUUCCCCCUUUCCGUUAUUGUUGCGGUAUUUCUGUUACUGUUGCGGUAGAUCCCACGGCGGCUUCUUUCUUUCCUUCUUAAAGAUCUUUCUUUCUUUCUUUUUUUUUUUUCUUUCUUUUUCUUUUGCCCUUGCUCUUUCACUGUCCCCCUCUGCUUGGUCAGAGGCAAUGGACAUGCAGCAGUACACGAAGCAACUGGACCUGUUAUUUGGAAAGCGGAAUGAAUGCGGCGUUACUGGCGCUUUUUGAUUUUACCGAGUGUCCGAGUUCCUGA